This is a messenger RNA of Anneissia japonica, 4725 nucleotides long. Its product is annotated as protogenin-like. The record is from RefSeq and is a predicted model, not a curated record. NCBI's taxonomy places the organism in Eukaryota, Metazoa, Echinodermata, Crinoidea, Comatulida, Comatulidae. Gene Ontology annotation, cellular component: plasma membrane; axon. The transcript has 19 exons. Gene Ontology annotation, molecular function: protein binding. The coding region runs from base 197 to 3838 and encodes 1213 amino acids. Gene Ontology annotation, biological process: cell-cell adhesion; axon guidance.
UCAAUCGCAGAUGGCCGGGGGUGGAUCCACUGUUUUAAGUGCCAUUUUAGAGGUCAGUGUCGUGUGGUCUGAGAGGCCUUGAACUGACGUUUUCAGAGAGAACGCUAACAAAUUUGAUUAUGAACCCAACUGGACACCGUCAUUACAGUAUUGGCCAUUGUGCUUCAAGUUGGUGUUGGAUGAUGACCGUUUGCUCAUGGCGUCUGUGGACGCAUUUUGGACGUUUUUGACCUUCGUCAUAUUCGCUAUUCUCUCAGGAAUUACUCAUUCUCAGGAAUUAGGCUUUAUUCAGGAUCCCCAAGAUGUAAUAAUUUCAAAAGGACUUCCUUUUCUCUGGGAUUGUAUCCCCCACCCUGACUCUAGUGGGGGUCAUAGAGAAGUUACGUGGAAGAAAAAUGGACAAACAAUGAUGUUAGACAGUCGGCACAAAAUUUUGAGUAAUGGGUCUUUAUACUUUUCCUCUGUGCGAGGGAAAAAGACUGGAUAUACAGACGAAGGUCUUUAUCAGUGCUGUGUAAAUAAAAAUGUCAGUGGAAUUAUUGGGACAGAAUGUAGUAAGAAAGCAGCAUUAGAAAUUGCUGCUAAACCAAUUAUCACAGCCCAACCUGAGCAUGUUCUCACCAGACCGGGUGGUGUUGCAAGGUUCUACUGUGGCAUCAAUGCUGCACCUCCAGCCACAGUAUUCUGGCAUCAUGGAAAAACAACUAUUGGAGAUGAUGAAGGUAGUGGAGAUGGAGUUGAUUCUAAAUUCACUGUUCUUCCUGGGGGUGCUUUGCAAAUCAUAGAUGUCACCGAACAGGAGACGGGAGAGUACCGUUGCGUUGUACAAAACAUUGCCGGUCAGAGGCAAAGCCAGCCUGUGACUUUAUCACUGAACUCAUCUUUGCAACAACCCACGGACGUAGUUUUUAUUAAGAGUCCUGAGUCUCCAAUUGUUCGCAAACGGCACACAAAUGCAAUGAUGGAAUGUCUUGUGGACAUGCCCAAAACUUACUCUGUGGAGUGGAUUUACCAGAGACAAGAUGGAAUAUUAGGUUCAUUGUCUAAAAGAGCCAGGUCCAUUGGACAGCACAAUCUUAUAUUACGAGAUUUAUCACUGGAUGAUUCUGGUCUAUAUUUCUGUCAAGUUUUCAACACAGAUGGUAACUUAGUAUCACAGAGGAGUGCUACACUAACUGUUGUAGCACCGCCAAUUAUUGAACAACCACCGGAAGAUAUCAACAGCAUCCUUGGGCGAACAGUACGUCUUAAUUGCAGAGCGUUAGGUAUUCCAAAACCGACUGUUACAUGGUAUAAAAAUGGCGUACCUAUCGCAUUGUUUGGAAGAUUUGAUGCCACGGACCCUGGUCAGCUUGUAAUAUUAUCAACACAGAUUAAAGACAGUGGAAUCUAUCAGUGUUUUGCAGAGAACCAGGUUGGCAGUACACAAGCAGCUACCCUGGUCAGGUUCAAGAUUAAGCCUGGACGUCCACUACCUCCUUAUGACGUGCAAGUGGUACCAAGUGACCCGCACAAAUUUCUAGUGACCUGGAAGCGUUCAUCUGUCCAAGUUGCUGGAGACUUUAUGGACUACAUCAUUCAUUACCAAAAGACACAUGAGGGGAAGCAUCUGACAGAAAUAGCAAAGUUACCAACUUCUCAUGUUCUGGACAAACUUAGUCCAUUUACCAAUUAUACAAUCUAUAUCUCAGUAUUCAAUUCAAAAGGUAGCAGUGAUCCAUCUGAGUACAUCUAUGCUCUAACCCUACCAGAUAAGCCAACCAAUGUGGUAACAUUUUCAUUAGCAAGUAACGCUAUUGGCAGCCUUGAUGUUAAAUGGCAGAAGAUGGCACUGGAGUAUGCGAACGGCAACAUCAUCCGUUACAACAUCCAGUAUAGGCUGUACGGCAACAAAACAUCCAACGAGGUCAUAGUGAACGGCAACAAAAACAGAACAGUCAUUAAUAGCUUGCGACCUGGAUGGGAAUAUGAAGUACGUAUGUCAGCGGCCACUGUCGUUGGCAACGGGCCAUGGUCAGGAUGGACGAAACAGAGAACUCUCAUGUCAGGCGCCAGCUCUGGUGAUAUUACCGCCCCAGAUAUGAAAACGACAUUUGUUAAUCAGUCUACAAUCUUAGUAGAGUGGAAGCCUGUUGAAGGUGCCAUUGUGGGUUAUAAGAUCUCUUACUACAGUGUGGAUGGGGUGCGGGCAGGCCCAAUACUCAUCAAAGCCAAUACAACAAAGUAUAUCAUAACAGAUCUACGACCUUCAACCACUUGUACUGUGAGUUUGCUAGCCUACAAUGAAAAUCAAGAUGGCAGUAGGACAGUACAGGCCAUCACUACACACACAGCAUCUGGGUCACCGUGGGAUCCUAGCAUCAUGCCAACUCCGAUACACGUCAAUGCAACGGCCAUGUCAUCGACCUCGGUAAUCGUGACUUGGAAAUGGCCGUUCACAAACUUAGAAGUGACAAGGUACAUCAUCAUGUAUGGAGUCAGUAGCACCCCUAGUUUUGGUAUUGGUGAUGAGCAAUGGCGAUUUGCUUAUUUCAUACCCACGAGCCUGNACUUACAGCAGAGAAUGAUUGUAUAUGGGUUGAAGCCAUCUACCUCGUAUACAUUUUCUGUGCAAGCUGAAGGUGAAGACAGCUUGAGCAGCUAUAGUCAGCAGGUCAACUGCCACACGCCAGAGAACAAGCCAUCAUCGCCUCCAACAAAUGUAAACGCACGGCCGAUUGAUGCUCAUACUGUUGAGAUGCGGUGGCUCCCACCAAUUGAGCCGAAUGGUCCAAUAUUGACGUACAUUAUCAUGUAUAAUGUGAAUGAAAGUCAGCCAGAUGAAGAAUGGCAAAGGAAAGAGAAGACAGUCUCCAGACCGAAUGAUUUGUUGCCACAGGAAGACCUGUUGACGGAAAUCACAAACCUUGACAGUAACACCAAAUACUACAUCAGAAUGAGAGCACGCAAUAACAUUGGUGAUAGUGCUCCUACUAAGGCUGUGUCAGUUCUGACAUUGAUUGGCGAGGCUCCAUCUGUACCUGACGCUACUGGUAGUACGGGUGAACAAUUCUCAGAAACUGUUCUCGGUAUUCUGUUUGGUGUUGGUAUUGUUGUUAUUUGUAUUAUUUUAUGCGUCAUAUUUCUGCUGCUAGCUAGGAGGUAUGUAAACAAGCAAGCACAUAGAUACCGAGAAUCUCGGGCAGCUGCCAAUGAUCUAUUGGCGGAAAGAGUGCGAAUGUACCUGGACGAGACCAAUUGGCCUGAGGGACAGGGACCACUGGACCAGUUCCUACCUAUGAUGAGACAGUCCUUGCAGUCUACCCACAUUGAUACUAAGGGUACUACUGACACACCACUGAUGAAUGGAAAUCUGUUGGCUUUGACUUUUGCCACUCCGUCAACCAGCAAAGAUCAUCAGAUGUCACUUCAGUACCAGAGGGAUUCCACCUCAUUCAGUGAUGUCAUAGAAGAAACAAACAUCGAUCAAGAGCUGGACGAACACAACAACAGCUUUGAUAGCAGUCUGCAGAUGUCGUCAAUCAAAAACAUGGAAGGCUCGAGUCAUGACACUGGCAUAUCCACGUGCCACGGCGAUCAGGACAGUCCCAAGUGUGCUAGUAUGAACAGGCUUCAGAAACAAUCGUUGCCGAACGAGUCAUCAGGCUCAAGCUCGGAAUUCUCGCAGCAGAGUGGCUCCUCUAGAGGGGGUACAUGCACCGCAGACGGUGAGCCCAGGCGGCUCAACAUGUGCCCUGCUAUUGAAAGAACUAUGUUUAAUUGUGGUGGAAACUACAGCAAUGACACUGCUGCACCAAGAAUAUUUGGUAUGCCACAUGUUCGAGAAUAUACAGUGUAGAGGGCAUUAACCACUGUUGGACUAUUACAAGGAUGGUACGGGUAUUUUGUCUGAAAUAAGUCAUCCAUGUGGGAAGUGGAAAAUUUAAAAUGUACAGCGUCUGAGGAAAUAGCAAUAUUUAAACAGGGAAAUAUUAUAUUAAAUAAAAAAUAUUGCAGGAAAAAAAAAAGAUUUUCUCUGUCUUUUUAAUGUAUGACAUGUUGUUUCUUCCUAUGUAUUGUAGACACUGACCUUAAUGUUCCAGUGUUCUUACAGAUCUAAAUUUGUAGCCAUUAUAUUUUGUGGCGCUGACAGAAUAUAAACACCAAAGCUUUAUGCAGGGAUAAUAUAUAUAUAUAUAUAUAUAAAUUUAAAGUUAAGGCUAUCAAACUGGUUCAGCUUGCUGUUAAGUGAAUUAAUUUGAAAUGAAAGAGAAAAGAUUUGUUUUAAAAUUUUAUAUGUUUGGUUAUAUAUGUUAUGAUUUAUAUGGCACAUGUUCUGAAAUGGAAUACUGAAAUUGAUAUGUUUCUGUUAUUUUUAUUUGUAGCUUAAAUAAUUUAGGGUAUUCCACUCAUCUUAGAGUAUUGUAAAGAACUUUUUUUUUCUGCCUUAAGAUGUAUCUUUUAUAUAUUUAUGAUCUGAUUUUCUUUUCCGUUUUUCUUGAAAGGGAAUUUGUGUGCUAAUGUAUGACACCAUUUACAAAAAAAGGAAAUAAUUGUUUGAGUCAAAACCAGUCUAUAUUAUUUUAAACAGGAUUUAAUCAACUUGUGUUACCAACUGUUUAACCAGACAAACAACGUCAUGAAAUUUGUAUCCUGUUGCUAAUGUAAAAUAAUUGGCAAAUCAGUUUUAUUAAAUUUAAUAAAUGGUCGUUGAGUUUCUCCCUAUAAAGAUAUUUUUUUUGGGAU